GUUGACGCUGCGUUGCCCGCCGUUUUUGAAUUCUGAUUUGGUGCUUUCGCCAUUUUCGUCGUAUGACUUCGGUAUGUCCGGGAGUGAUGAUGGGUUGACAGUACGGUAUUCAUUGCACAGUUGGAUGUAUACAAGUUUAUCCAUACAACCAGAGUGCCGAUACCGUUCGGUAUCGUACGUGGUUCGUAAACUUACUUUGUACAGUGGACUAGAUUAUGCGCAUAAACUAAAAGGGAUCGUACGAUUUGUCUUUAGAAUACCGGUAUCCUUCAUUAAUUCAAUCUUGUUUAUACCAUGAGUCUAUCAAAUCAGCAAAAACUUGGAAUCAUGCUAUGGGCAAAGCGCCGCCGUGAAAAAGAAAACAAUACCUGUACCGGUACACGAAAUUCAAGGCGAUGGUGGGUGCACCCCAUCUUGAGAAAACGAGAGGAAGCUGGAAAUUGUUGACAGAUACUGGAAUAUUAUCAGAUAAGUAUAUCGAUUGCUGUAUUUUAUGUAUAUGUUAUUAUGACAGAAAUUUGCUUUUUUAAAUUUUUUUAACAGGGGUGAGCUAAUAUUUCAUGUGUUUGUCAAGAAGAUGUCUAGUUCUUUUGUGUUAUUAUCUGUCAUGGUGAAUUUCAUGCACUGGUACAGGAAUUACGGUUGCAGCGACCUGCAUAUUUCAAGGAAUAUUUUAGAAUGUCGACAAAAGAGUUUGACAAGUUACUUGGAAUUGUUGGUCCAAAAAUAGAAAAAUUAACGACGACGUACAGAAGGCCAAUUUCCGCUGCAGAGCGAUUGGCUGUAACAUUGAGAUUCUUGGCAACUGGAGACUCUUAUCGGACCAUUGCCAAUGGUUAUCGUUUAGGGAUUUCCACCGUUUCCCUCAUUGUACCAGAUACAUGCAGAGCCAUUUGGGACACACUCCAACCAAUGGUUUUGCAAUGCCCAUUCACCCAAGCUGCAUGGACAACAAUUGGGAAUGACUUUGAAGCGAGGUGGCAAUUCCCGAAUUGUUUAGGUGCCAUUGAUGGCAAACAUGUCAUCAUUCAAGCCCCAAACAAUUCGGGAUCCAUGUUUUUUAAUUAUAAAAAGACGCACAGCAUUGUGUUGAUGGCUGUGGUGGAUGCAAAUUAUAAAUUUGUGGCAGUCGACGUUGGAGGGUAUGGGAGGAGCAGUGAUGGGGGUAUAUUUGCCGACUCCUGUUUUGGCAGAAGAUUGGCCAAUGGUACCCCCAAUCUUCCUAAUCCUAGGCCAUUGGGAAGGACGAGUCAUGGAGACUGCACCCCAUUUGUAUUUGUAGCUGAUGAGGCAUUCCCUUUGAAGGAAAAUAUUAUGAGACCAUAUGGUGGGAACAACCUGAACUCAAAACAGAAAAUAUACAACUACAGGUUGUCAAGGGCUCGCCGAAUGGUAGAGAGUGUUUUCGGAAUACUUUCCAACCAAUGGAGAGUAUUCCAUGUGGUAAUGCCUCUUCAGCCUACAAAUGCUGAUGGGGUGGUGAAGGCCACCUGUUGCCUCCAUAACUUUUUGAGGAAAGGAGAAAAUCAGCCAGAAAGAGUGCAGGAAGCUUCCUCAGAAGCUGAUAGCAAUACCUUACUGAGGAGUUUGUCACAGAUUGGGGGUCGUGCAACAUCCCGGGCGAUUGCUACAAAGGAAUCGUACACUGAUUUUUUUAGUGGCCAAGGAGCUAUUGGAUGGCAAAAUGACCAAGUUUGAAGGUGAUCAGAUCAUUAUACACUAUUACGCAAUAAACAUUAAUAAUAUAUCGAGGUUGAAGUUGCAUAUCUUGUUGCGUCAUUG
Messenger RNA from Styela clava, 1782 nucleotides. NCBI's taxonomy places the organism in Eukaryota, Metazoa, Chordata, Ascidiacea, Stolidobranchia, Styelidae. The record is from RefSeq and is a predicted model, not a curated record.